Triplophysa dalaica is the source of this 583-nucleotide messenger RNA. Its product is annotated as C-X-C motif chemokine 11-6-like. The coding region runs from base 32 to 316 and encodes 94 amino acids. Gene Ontology annotation, biological process: chemokine-mediated signaling pathway; antimicrobial humoral immune response mediated by antimicrobial peptide; inflammatory response. Gene Ontology annotation, molecular function: chemokine activity; CXCR chemokine receptor binding. Gene Ontology annotation, cellular component: extracellular region. The transcript has 4 exons. NCBI's taxonomy places the organism in Eukaryota, Metazoa, Chordata, Actinopteri, Cypriniformes, Nemacheilidae. The record is from RefSeq and is a predicted model, not a curated record.
GGAAACAAAGGACAUCAAAACCAAAAAGACAAUGAGGACUGUUGCAGCUUUUGUUCUUUUAGCCUGUCUGGUUGCUUUAGGAGUGAAAGGCCAGGACAGGUCCAGGGGCAGAUGUCUUUGUGCUGAUAUAGGAGUGAACAUUGUUUUAAGAAAGAACAUUGAGAAGGUUGAAAUUAUACCUCCAAGUGCAUCUUGUGAAAGACAGGAGAUUAUUGUCACUCUGAAGAACAGCGCUGGACAGAAAUGUUUGAAUCCAGAGUCGAAAUUCACUAAAAAUAUCAUCCUGAGGACACUUGAAAAACGGGGCCAACAGUAGGACGCUUUCAACAAAACUGCUCAAGAGAACUCACACACUGUCUGAAUUUAAGCUCAUUCCUAUUUUUUUCCUGUAAAAAGGCGAUGGUUUUUGUUAAACCACUAAACAAUGUGUCAUAUGUAUAGUCUUUUUACAAUUUGUUUCAUGACCGUAGUUGAUUCUAUUUUUUAUUGUCCAUGUACAGAACUGCUUAAUAAAGCUUACAAUUUAAAUACAAACGCUUCAGUUGAGAUCUUGUGCAUGUACUGUAUGUGUUUAGUGACUCUG